AUGGAAGAACGAAAAUCACGCCGCCCCAAAGAUAACGCGCUGAAGCAGCAAAGAUUAUGAGCAUAUCAGCCUAUUCAUACACUCAAAUCGACUGUGAUUGUUUUAUCUGUCAGUGGAACUCUUUUUUUCAUUUUUGGGAUUGUUUUAUAUGUGGAGGCUGACCAAGUAAAAGAAUACUCAGAAAGAUAUGACAAUCAUAUAGGCUGCAAUGGGACUUGAGAUAAGCCUGCGACCUGUGAAAUUGAAAUAGAUAUCGACGACCGUAUGGAAAAUCCAGUAUACAUUUAUUAUCAACUUUAUAACUUUUACCAGAAUUACAGACUUUAUGUGAAAUCGCGGUCUUAUGUACAGCUGAGAGGCGAUUCCAUGACUUCUACAGAGCACGCAAAGUGCUCUCCUAUAAAAAAAGUAAAAGAUUUAGACCUGAAAAGGGACGUUUCAUGGAAAAAUACGCCACUUUCUGAGAGUCAAGAUGCCAAUCCCUGUGGACUAGUCGCGAAAAGCGUUUUCAAUGACACAUAUGCCCUAUAUUACAGUGAAAAUACGACAAGAAUCAAUAUUUCAGAAAAAGAUAUCGCAUGGAAGUCUGAUAGAGAUUAUAUGUUUAAAAGAACCAGCGACUAUGAAGAUUCUGAAUGGAUUGAUGUAGAAGAUGAACAUUUUAUUGUCUGGAUGAGGAAUGCACCUAUGCCAACUUUCAGAAAAUUGUGGGGGAUUAUAAAGCAAGAUUUAGAAUCUGGAGUCUACAGGCUCCAAAUAAAGGAUAAUUAUGAUGUAUCAAGAUGGAGCGGAGAAAAACACAUUGUCUUUAGCACUGCUAAUUCACUUGGAGGAAAAAAUUACUUUUUAGGGCUUGUAUUUUUAAGUGCAGGAGGCAUGUGUGUCGUUGCGAUCAUUUUCUUUUGCGGGAUGAGCAUGUUUUCAAAGAAAAAAGUUAUUGAUCCUGCCCAUCUUAAAUGGAAAUAA
Molecule: messenger RNA, 966 nt
Organism: Blepharisma stoltei
Lineage: Eukaryota; Ciliophora; Heterotrichea; Heterotrichida; Blepharismidae
Source: the annotation of a GenBank genome assembly